AAAAAAUGUUCGCACCUCGAGCCGCUCGCACGUCUCGACGCCGCCAGAGAACCAGCUCCGACGACUCGGUCGGUCCCCCCGAAAGCCAAGAGACAACGUUCUGUUCUACGCCAAUCCGGAGAUACCACCGCUGCGAGCUUGCUGAGAGACAAUGCCGCAGAAGCACAGUCCGCGACAUCGGCCCUGUCCAACGAUCACGACCUAGCUACGGACCCCACUGGCCUUGAGUCGCUACCAAUUCGUGGCGCAAAACCGAGUGAAGCUUCUAAAGGUGAUUCGGAGGGAGCAGUAGCCCUGUCAAAAACAGAUUACUAUAUUGUCAACCAACUUCCAGCUCUGCCGGAUCAGAUCCGAGGCUCACAGUCAGAUCCGUUGAAGUGCUUUUUCGCGCCCGGUCACGACCAUGCCUUAGCCUUGACGCACUCGCAUGCGAUCGUAUGGCCCUACUCGGUCGCCACUUCUUCACCUUCGCCCUCAGAAACCUUUACCGUGUCGAUCCCCAAAUCAUGCAGAGACCCAUACGGACCAGUACCCCUCGGUGCCCUAGUAUCUACAGCCACCGGAGAACACCCUGGUCUUCUAGUCAUCAUUCCUUCGACAGGCAAAAUCAUAUACUGGGAGACUGUAUCGAGCGCGGCAUCUUUGGCAUUGUCUCGACAAAAACAGAAUGGAAUUCAAGGGUCUACCCCCGGACUACUCUCGGGAGAAGUUGCAGUGGAAGUUAUGAAUUGUGAGCCCUCGGGUCUUAUUGUUACAUUUUCCUCUGGGCGAGUAGCACAUGUCACUCUGAGAGACCCUCAGGGCAAGCCCUCUGUAUUGGUCAACUUCCUCAGGAGCACUGGUGGUAGCGGGGGUGGACUCUUCGGCGGAUUGAAGAAUGUUUUGGGAGGUGGAUACUGGAGGAAAGAGGUCACUGCUGUUCACCCAGGUCCCUCCCGCCAGCGGGGUCAGCGGGAUGUGCUCGUGGCUACCUCGACUGGUCUGGUAGAGAUCUGGAGUACCCACUGGCAUCACGGAAGUGCCCUGAAAAAGAAGUACGAUGUCAAGGAGGAGAUCGCGGCGGCACUUCCUUCAGAUAUGAAGAGUGUGACCGAAGUCGAUCUCAAGGUCAUGGAUUUUGCCUUUUCUGCCCAGUCUUCGGACGAACAGGAGUCUGAUGAAUCGUGGGGUCUUUUCGUUGUCGUCAGCACCCCUCAAUCCUUGGAGGCCAAAACAAUGUUUGUCGUCCAGCUCCAAUUAUCUGGAAACCAAUCGCGCGUCCAGUCUUCGUUCGCUGUGGGCCUUCACAGUAUCCCGGCCAUGGGUCAGGAAUUGAAACCCAAGAUUCUGAUCACAACUUCCGAGGAUACUGCUUUCAUCAUACUUGGGCAAUCUCUCGUUAUUCUCUCCCUUACAGCUAUUGAUGAGUCUCCAACCUCCCAACUUCUACACGACGCCCAAAAGUUGGCCCUUCCUUUCCAGGAUACAAUCAAUCUUCGAUCUGGCGAAGAGUUCGAAGUAUUGGGAUAUGGUCCCGAGGAACGCACUGACGAUGAAGAGGGCUCUUCAUGUGUGAUCAUGAUUCGGAACUUUGGUGUUGUUCGAAUCGAUGUGACACCUCAAUUUUCUACAGAGCACGACGUGGAGGAAGGCCCAGUCACGGCUAAACACAAACUCGAGCAGGCCAUUUUCUUCGGUACUAUGGCAAAGAAUCCUCUUAAUCUGGUUGGCGAUGGCGGUCUCGACUUCCCUCCCGAGGAGGUUGAACAAGCCUCCUUGGAAAUCUGUAGGGAGCUCCUUCAAUCCGACACCCGAUUUAUCCCAAGCACUACGAUUUCCAUUGAUCAAAAUCUGCGGCUUCGGGCCAAAGCUCUCAACGACCUUGCGUCUUUACUUUCGAAGAAGGGCAAUCCCUUGGGCCGGACGGCUAGAUGGGAGCUCCUUUGGGGCGCAGAGAAGCUUGCUGCCCAGCGGGCUAUGUGGAAAUUGGAAGAGACGCUCCGCAACAAGAACGAGGGUCUCUUCCUUGGCCAGGUAAUCGAUUCGAUGAAUGACAAGUUCAAGACCAGCCCUAGCGGCGACACCGAUCCUGUCCGCCAGUGGUUCUUGAAGGAUACAUAUCAGAUGGAGCAUAUCAUUCCAUGGAUCAAACACUCUGUCAAGUCUCGUAAGGGCAGCUCCAAGCAGACGCGCAAGAACUCCGAGCAGAUCCUGGAGGCUAGCGAGCUGUUCCUUGCAGUUACAGAAACAGCCUUCCGGUAUCGUGAUGAUCAUGCUUCAAUGUAUGGUCUGGGCGACGACUUUGUGGAGGAUGGCGUUCUUGCCGAUGGAUACGACACGCUACCCGAGUUCUGGACCUCCCGACGAAUGGGAUAUACGGAAGCCGGAGAUCUUCUGGAAAUUGAAAUCGACAGUGUUCUCUCCUGGGUGCAACAAAAGAAAUCUAGCGCAGAUGCACCGGACGGACAAAUUGCGAAGAGACUCGCCGAAAACAGUGCUCGUCACCUUCGAGCUGUCGGUCAGAUGCACCGCGAGCGAACCCGCUGGCUUGCAGCACAGGAGGACCCCAAGCUCAUCGAUGAGGGUGUUUCGAUUGAGCAAUCCUUUGUUAAGGAACGCAAGUGGUCGCUCUUCAAAUUGGCAGGAAUUGGCCAUCUUCAAGACGCAAUCGUUCUAGCGGAGCGGUUCCGUGAUAUGGAAGCUCUGGUCGAACUGAUCCUUGAACUUUCCGACCAAGUUAAGGACCGCGCAGAGAAAGGUCUGGCACUAGAAGGCACGGAAACAUCUGUCUUUGGUGUGGCUCCUAUCGGAAACAGUGUUGCAGAUGUCGAGCGCCGGGUUGCGCAUUAUUUCGACAAGUUUGGCGAGCCUUGGUCAGACGCAUACUUCACACGACAGAUUUCUAUGGGAAAUCCUGGUGCGUUGCUCUCAAUGAGGAAGUAUCAGCGAUGUGUAACCGGCUUCCUUCGGAAAACACCUGCAUAUGCUAAGUUGAGCUGGAUGAACGAUGUGGCCGGCGAAGAUGACUAUGAAUCCGCUGCUUCAUGCUUGGAAAACCUGGCUAUCGGCAGUGAAAAACAACUUUGGAACCACCAUGAGGAUAUCAAGCGCCUCGACGACUCUAUCGCCAUUGACGAGACCCAAGAUAAGCUCUACUACUACAUCCGACCAUUCACCGAUGGCGCAAUCGACCACAAAGCUGAGCAAGAGCUUGCCUUGGAUUAUUUCGGAAGCUAUCUGGCGCAAGAUCGUCCAUCCCUUCACGAAAUCUUAGGCGACGCUCUUUCUACUCUCGUCAACCGAAGUAUCAUCGGAACCGACGGACUUCUUGAUGUCCUCACCCUCAUCGGUUAUGUUGAGGUACCGGAAGACGUUGACAGUGAUCUUUGCGGCCGGGAAUUCUACCAAGCCCUCCGGGUUCUUGAUCAUAGCCGCUAUGCGCAGCGAGACCCUUCAUAUGUAUCUGCCUUGCGAAAGCUGAUUUGGCGACGAUGCAUGAUCAAGGAUGACUGGAAUGCUCUUGGAAAGGCCGCCGAGGGAACCAACGGAGACUCGGCCAGUGCCACUCAUAACACCUCCCUCUACCAGACCUUGUCGUCCUGUUUGACAGAACACUCUGGGUCUAGUCUCCAAUCUCUCUUCCAACCCGUAUCCCCAGCCGAGGCAUUGAUGGCCGACUCCGAGUCAGACAUUCUCGUCUCACGCUUCCGCCCGGAACAAAGGGCCCGUGUUGCUACCGACCUCCAGCGGGAAGACGAUCUCCUACGUGAAUAUAUCGAAACUGGCAAGCUCGACUUCUGGUUCCAAAAUCUCCUGGAAUCAAUUGGAACCCAGACAUCUGCCCAAACAGAUACUCCUGCAGGGAAUGCCGCUUCCCCCUCUCAGGAUCCCAAGGCGCGAUUGACGUUCGUUUAA
This is a messenger RNA of Penicillium cosmopolitanum, 3894 nucleotides long. Its product is annotated as putative nuclear pore complex subunit Nup133. Gene Ontology annotation, molecular function: structural constituent of nuclear pore; protein binding. Gene Ontology annotation, cellular component: nuclear pore outer ring. Gene Ontology annotation, biological process: transcription-dependent tethering of RNA polymerase II gene DNA at nuclear periphery; poly(A)+ mRNA export from nucleus; protein import into nucleus. Lineage: Eukaryota; Fungi; Ascomycota; Eurotiomycetes; Eurotiales; Aspergillaceae. The annotation marks the transcript as partial. The record is from RefSeq and is a predicted model, not a curated record. The transcript has 5 exons.